This is a messenger RNA of Mus caroli (Ryukyu mouse), 2776 nucleotides long. RefSeq names its product SUMO specific peptidase 5 (gene Senp5). Gene Ontology annotation, biological process: protein desumoylation; proteolysis. Gene Ontology annotation, molecular function: deSUMOylase activity. Gene Ontology annotation, cellular component: nucleus. The record is from RefSeq and is a predicted model, not a curated record. Lineage: Eukaryota; Metazoa; Chordata; Mammalia; Rodentia; Muridae.
CAGCAGUGCACCCAGCGCCUAGAGGUUAACGCCCUAGUCACGCCCUUCGCACAAGGCGUGGGCGGAGCUUCUGGCGGAAGGGCAAGGAAGGAGGUGACGCGAAAAGCAGGCGCUGGUGUCGCGUUGCCGCUGGGAGGAAGCUCGGCCGCCUCGCCGGCCGAAAGCAGGCCGGAGCCCCGGUGGCUGGCCUGGCUUCCCCCGGGCGUGGGCGUGGGCGUGGGCGUGGGCGAGGGCGAAGCAGCGGUCCCGCAGCGUCCGUCCAGGCAGAAGCUUAGGUGCCGGGAGCAAAGAACGUAGGUACAUCCAGUUCUCAUUAUGCAUCAGAAAAAUGAAAAAACAGAAGAAAAUUCUAUGGAAGAAAGGAAUUCACUUAGCCUUUUCUGAGAAGUGGAAUGCUGGGUUUGGAAGCUUUAAGAAGUUCUACUUUCCCCAAAACUUGUGCUUUCUGAAAGCUAAGCUGGGAAGGCCAGUUGCUUGGCAUCGGCAGGUGAAGCCUUUCCAGUGUAAUAAGGGCCUUCACAUCCAGAAAACAUGGAUUCAGGAUGUACCGCUUUGUUCAAAGACAAAGUCUGGACUGGCUACUCAAAAUGUUAGUACUUUGUACGCCAAAGUGAAAAGAAAGGACAGUAAGCACUUCAUUUCCUCCUCAAGGAGUCUCCUGAAACUCCAAGCAGAUAAAUUACUGUCUUCAGCAAAGAGCUUGGACCAUAAAUACUGCAGAGAGAAAAGCCUUCUGAAGGCAGCUCCUGGCUUGUCAGCAAACACUGUUUUAGGUAGAGCCAAUGGUCACAAACCUAGCACAGACCCACAAGCUUCAGACUUUCCCAUGAAGUUCAGUGGGGAGAGCCAAAGUCCAGGUGACAGUGGCAAGACUGUGGUCUUGAACAAACAUAGAAAGCGAGUUUGUCAUGGCUGCUACCAAGGGCUAGAGCACCACAGGAACAGGAGACCCCUGAUUCCAAAACAGUUCCAGCUUAGCCAACACCGAAGAGUCAGAGUGGCUCUGAUGAUGUAUGAGAAACUGUCCAUGGUUAGAUUCCGGUAUAGGAUUUUCAGAUCCCAGCACUUCAGAACGAAAAGCAGAGUUUGCAAGCUAAGAAAGGCCCAGCGAAGCUGGGUACAGAAGGUCACUGGGGACCAUCAAGAGAACCUUAGGGAUAAUAACACUGAGGGUGACAAUUGCAGCCCAGUCCCUUCCCUAGAACCUAAAGAUCCUUGUCGGUGUCAGCCAUACUUUCCAGACAUGGACAGCAGUGCUGUGGGGAAGGAAAAAAACUGUCAUGUGCCUGAUGGUCACACUAAAGAAAACCCUGUCUUGGACAAGGAGCAUGGUUUAGAUGACGCAUUCCCUGACCAGCAGAAUGGCUGUGUCGAAUACAACUGGGACCAGUCAUCCUCUUGUCCUAAGUGGGAAUGUACAGAGCAAAUUCCUGAAAUCCCUUUAAUGGAACAUCCUUCUAGUGACAGGUUCUCUCCGGACACUGAAAGAGCACUUAUGGCGCUGGGGCAGGAAAGCGGGACAAGUGCUGUCAGCGAUGACAGAGUGAAACUGCCACUGUCUGGAGCAGACAAAUCUGUGAGUAGUGUAGACGGGCCUGUGUCUGAGGAGCCUGCCCAGAAUGAGAACUUCCAGAUGGAGGAGGAUGGGUCCCUGAAGCAGAGCAUUCUUAGUUCUAAGCUGUUGGACCACCCUUACUGUAAAAGUCCACUGGAUGCUCCCUUGCUGUGCAGUGAGCCCAAAGUAGAAAACCAAAUGUCAGGUGGCAAGAGCAGCCAGACAGCGUCUCCAGUGGAUGAUGAGCAGCUCUCAACCUGCCUUUCUGGAUUCCUAGAUGAGGUUAUGAAAAAGUAUGGAAGUCUGGUUCCACUCAGUGAAAAAGAUGUCCUUGGGAGAUUAAAAGAUGUCUUUAAUGAAGACUUUUCUAAUAGAAAACCAUUUAUCAAUAGGGAAAUAACAAACUACCGGGCCAGACAUCAAAAGUGUAACUUCCGCAUCUUCUACAAUAAGCACAUGCUGGAUAUGGAUGAUCUGGCGACUUUGGACGGUCAGAACUGGUUGAAUGACCAGGUUAUUAAUAUGUAUGGCGAGCUGAUAAUGGAUGCUGUCCCAGACAAGGUCCACUUCUUCAACAGCUUUUUCCAUAGACAGCUGGUAACCAAAGGCUAUAAUGGAGUUAAAAGAUGGACGAAGAAGGUGGACUUGUUUAAAAAGAGUCUUCUGUUGAUUCCCAUCCACCUGGAGGUCCACUGGUCUCUCAUUACUGUGACACUCUCCAGCCGGAUUAUCUCCUUUUAUGAUUCCCAAGGCAUUCAUUUUAAAUUCUGUGUAGAGAAUAUAAGAAAGUAUUUGCUGACUGAAGCCAGAGAAAAAAAUAGACCUGAAUUUCUUCAGGGUUGGCAGACUGCUGUUACAAAGUGUAUUCCACAACAGAAGAAUGACAGUGACUGUGGAGUCUUUGUGCUCCAGUACUGCAAGUGCCUCGCCCUAGAGCAGCCUUUCCAGUUUUCUCAAGAAGACAUGCCUCGUGUGCGGAAGAGGAUCUAUAAGGAGCUGUGUGAGUGCCGGCUCCUGGACUGAGACUCACUCAGCAGGGACUCCAGAAGGCGCCAUGACGGAGCAGAUGGUUUGUUACUUGAACCUCCAGACACUUACUGAUCUUUACAGAUAUUUCAGAUUGGUGGCAAUGGGCCACUUACUGUUACCUCAGAUUUAUUUUUGCCCUUCAUUUCUCCUGCUAUCAUGUACUUUUUUUUUUUAAUGUUCAAUUUAGUUUCA